CCAAGACGGAAGAGACGCCUGUGGCCCAGGAGACCACCUCUGAGGCUCCCGCCCCGACCACUGAAGUUGCUGCUGCUGCUGCUCCCAUGGUAGUCGAGGCCCCUGUCUCGAGCGGUGGAAACUCGCUCUGGGGUCUGACAUACUCCCCCUACAACACUGAUGGAUCCUGCCCCGACGUCGGCACAGUCGCUGAUCAGCUCAAGAAGGUUGCCUCGGUCGCCAGCAACAUCCGGCUUUACUCAACUGAUUGCUCGCAGCUGAGCAGCGCCCUGGAGGCCAUCGGCAGCAACAACAUUCCUCUCAACGUCUACGCCGGCAUCUGGGUCACUGAUGGAGUGUCGCGCAUGGAGUCAGACCUCGACCAGUUUGUGGCCGCAGCCAAGCAGUACGACUCAAGUCUCAUCAAGGGCGUGUCGGUCGGUAACGAGGACAUCUUCAAGGGCAUGAGCGAGUCCACGCUUAUUGGGUACAUCAACCAGGUGCGCGCUCGUCUGCAGGCAGAGGGCAUGGGCCAUAUUUCCGUGUACACUACCGAAACCGACGCGCACUUUAGUAAGGCCUUGGCGGCAGCCAGCGACGUCGUCCAGAUCAACGUCUACUCUAUCUUUGACGGACUUUACACGGACAUCAGCGCAUCUGUUGAUUCAGUCAUUCAGCGCGCAAACAAUAUCAGAAGUAACGUCUCCGGCGGCAAGCCUGUGCGUUUCGGCGAGUGUGGUUGGUCGUCGGCCGGUAAUACUGGGCCGAGCCCUUUGAACUUGGCAAAUGAAAUUGCGUUUGCGCGUGGGUUCAAGUGCGCAGCGGCGGCGGCGGGCUUUGACUACUUCUACUUUGAGGCGAAGAACGCGCAGUGGAAGAAGGGCUUGGCAGCUUCGGAGCAGAACUUUGGCAUUUUUGACGCGUCGUUUACUCCCAAGUUUGACUUUAACCUGCUGAACCUGUGCUAAGCAUUGAUGUCUUUUUUUCUAAUUUGUGUGAAUU
Molecule: messenger RNA, 981 nt
Organism: Kickxella alabastrina
Lineage: Eukaryota; Fungi; Kickxellomycota; Kickxellomycetes; Kickxellales; Kickxellaceae
Product: glycoside hydrolase superfamily
Exons: 1
Coding region: 87-947 (286 amino acids)
Source: RefSeq, a predicted model, not a curated record